Molecule: messenger RNA, 2880 nt
Organism: Triplophysa dalaica
Lineage: Eukaryota; Metazoa; Chordata; Actinopteri; Cypriniformes; Nemacheilidae
Product: ectonucleoside triphosphate diphosphohydrolase 2-like
Exons: 9
Coding region: 111-1610 (499 amino acids)
Biological process (GO): nucleoside diphosphate catabolic process
Cellular component (GO): plasma membrane
Molecular function (GO): UDP phosphatase activity; GDP phosphatase activity
Source: RefSeq, a predicted model, not a curated record
UUGCAGGUUAACCGCCUUAACAUACGUCACAAUAUACAAUACUAGGUCUUACCAACAAAUGUGGUCGCUAUCAUUUCUACACGGUCCAUCGCGUCGCGUUCACAGCAUCCAUGGGAAAACAAGAGCAAUGCCAGAUCAUAACCGCCAGCGCAGCUCUGUUUCUGUCGAUCGGUGGCAUUCUUCUGCUCGUCAUUCCCACCAAAGAUGUCAAAGAACCGGCACAGUUCAUGUAUGGAAUAGUCUUGGAUGCGGGGUCCUCCCAUACAGCUAUGUUUAUUUACAAAUGGCCAGCAAACAAGCAAAACGGUACAGGCAUUGUGAGUCAACACACAGAGUGUCAAGUUAAAGGAGGUGGGAUCUCCAGUUAUGCGGGUAUCAGAGGAGGAGCAGCCAAGAGCCUUCAAGAAUGUAUGGAACAAGCUGUUAAGGACAUCCCAAAGUCUAGACACAAACUUACUCCUUUGUAUCUUGGGGCCACAGCGGGUAUGAGACUAUUAAAUAUUUCUAAACCCAAAGAAUCUGGUGAGAUUUUAAAGGAAGUGGGAGAUAAAUUGAAGACGUAUCCGUUCAGCUUCAAAGGGGCCACAAUUUUAAGUGGACAAGAGGAGGGAGCCUAUGGAUGGGUCACAGUCAACUACCUGCUUGAGAACUAUGUUAAGUAUGGUUUUGUGGGUCACUGGCUGUCCUCAGGCAGACCCACGGUCGGUGCACUAGACUUUGGUGGAGCUUCGACUCAAAUCACCUUUGUGACUAAAGAAACAGUCGAGAACAAGGAUAAUCAGAUGAAUUUGCGGCUGUAUGGGCAGGACUAUAUGAUUUACACUCAGAGCUUUCUGUGCUAUGGGAGAGAUCAGGUCUUAUUCAGACUGCUGGCACAUCUGAUUAUGAAUCAGACAUCAAACAUCUCUAUAGUUCAUCCCUGCUAUCCGUCAGGUUACACUGGCUCCAUAAAGCUGGGCAGUGUGUUUGAUACUCCAUGUGUUAACAGACAAACUCCUUACAAACCUGAUGCCCCCCUGCAGAUAACCGGCACCGGAAACUACAAUCAAUGCUUGGGAAACAUUUCCAAGCUCUUCUCUUUCAACAACUGUUCUUAUUCCAAAUGCUCUUUUGAUGGAGUCUUCCAGCCCAACAUUACAGGAAACUUUAUGGCAUUUUCUGCAUUCUACUACACUCAUAACUUCUUGCAAAAAAAUACAGGCAUCACCAUCACCUCCCCAGCACACUUAGAGAAUGCUGCACGUGCCGUCUGCAACAUGAGCUUUCAGGAGAUGAAAACUAAGGGUGUGGAUAAGGAAGAGCGCUUGAAGGAUUAUUGUGCAGUCUCCAUCUUUGUUCAGGAGCUCUUGGUAAAAGGAUACGGCUUUGAUGAUGUCUCCUUCCCACACAUCUCUUUCCAGAAAAACGCGGGAGGCACCUCUGUUGGCUGGUCCCUUGGCUACAUGCUACGUUUAAGCAACCUGCUUCCUGCCGAAGAUACGUUUCUGAGAAAAGCAUUGCCUUCAGAUGCCUGGAACGCUCUGAUCGCCCUCUUUUCCCUCCUUCUUAUAACAGCUGUAUUUUUUCUGCUGCGUGCUAGCUGUAAGAAAGAAUCUGAUGGUGUUGUUUAAUAACAAACAUCAGGCACUGAAUGAAUUUCUACUUCCCAUUAUGCACUGCAAAGCUUUUCUGUCCUUGGCAGGGAUAGUUGGCCAACCUCUACUGUUUACAAUACAAUGGCAACAAUUAUGAUCAAGCAGUAGGUGUAAAUGGAUAAACCAUUUGUAUAACGUUUCUGCAACAUUUCAGAAAUACAUUUUUCAAUCAUAUUUUACAUAAAUUAUAAUCUUAAAAAAAUACAAUGUGCCAGUUUUGCUUGGAACAGAAAAGAUUUGGCCUGUGAUUUUAUUUGUGCUGUUUCUGUCUUGUACCUUAAGGGUAUUCAUUGUCAAAUUUAUGUUACUGAAUGUACAUGUGUCAGAUAAAUUGUGGUAAGGAACAAUGCCUAAACGAAUCAGAAGGAAUUGUUGUUUUGAUUAAUUUUGCUUAUGUGUAAUUCUGCUGUUUUUUAUGCUGUUUCAGGAAAUGGAAAAAAUACUGUAAUUUUUAAAUGAUUGAAUAAUGUGUUGUCAAAGUUGACAAGCACUUACUUAUUACUAUUAUUACCAUAGUAGGGAAAAGAACAAUGGUAGUCAAAAGUGCCUCAGAACUGUUAGCCGUCUUACAUUCUUCAAAAUGUCUUCUUUUGUGAAGAACAAAGAUAAAGAUAAAGUAGGCCUAAUUUUUCCUACUAUGGGAGUCAAUGGGGGGUCAAAUCUUUCUGGUUAUAAGGAUUUUUCCAAAUAGAUUUCUCUGUGUUCAUCAGAACAAAGAAAUGUAUAUGGAUUACGAAGUACUCGAAAGUGAAUAAAUGAUGACAGAAUUUUCAUUUUUGGGUGAAGUAUCCCUUUAAGCCAGGACUAGGCAUUAGUUAAGAAGCUUUCAUAAAAAAUGCUCUAGUAAAAACUAUGCUAGUGUGAAUCUUGAGUCAAAACAAUGGCACUGACAUGUUUUAGGAUCUGUCAUUGCAAAUUAUUUUCAGGCAGCCAGUUAACUGUCACCUGUUCCGUAUACGGGACACCUAAAUUUGCUUCAAUAUUGUGCAUUUAAUUUCUAAUAGAAUCAUGACAAACUAUAUAUCAUUGGAAAAGUCUAAGACUCUAGAAUACAGAUUUAUUUAGUGAUUUUUUUUCUAAUAGUUUAUGUAGGGAGAGUAAUUUAUUAUUUUUAAUAAAGAGUGUGCUUAGAUUUUUUGUUAUCCUUUUGCGACCCAUAUUUUUUAGUAUAUUUUUUGAUCAAAGAAAAUUAUAAACUUUUUUACAAUAAACCUACAAACAUACCUUUAAUUUGUUUUGUGCGUGU